AUGGCGGAGUCUCUGUCCGGCUUAGGCGAUUCUGGUGCGGCGGGCGCAGCGGCUCUGAGCUCCGCCUCGUCGGAGACCGGGACGCGGCGCCUCACCGACCUUAGGGUGAUCGAUCUGCGGGCAGAGCUGAAGAAACGGAACCUGGACUCGAGCGGCAACAAGAGCGCUUUGAUGGAGCGACUUAGAAAGGCAAUUGAAGAUGAGGGAGGUAAUCCUGAUGAAAUUGAAAUUACCUCUGAAGGAAAUAAGAAGACAUCAAAGAGAUCCAGCAAAGGCCGCAAGCCAGAAGAAGAGAGUUUGGAAGAUAAUGGGCUAGAGGAAAAUUCUAGGGAUGGACAGGAGGAUGUUGAGACCAGUUUGGAGAACUUACAUGUCAUCGACAUGAUGGAUAUCAGUGUGUUGGAUGAAGCAGAGAUUGAUAAUGGGAGCAUUGCAGACUGUGUGGAAGAUGACGAUAACCUCCAGGAGUCCCUGUCUGACAAUAGAGAGCUAGUAGAGGGGGAGAUGCAAGAGCUUCCGGAGCAACUUCAAGAACAUGCUGUAGAGGACAAAGAAAGUAUAAACAAUUUAGACACUUUAUCACCUGACUUCACUGUAUUACAGGAAAUUGAAGAGCCAUCCAUGGAGCCAGAAAAUGAGAAAAUACUCGACAUUUUGGGGGAAACUUGUAAAUCUGAGCCAGUAAAAGAAGAAGGUUCCGAGCUGGAGCAGCCAUUUGCACAGGAAACAAGUAGCGUGGGGCCAGACAGAAAGCUUGCGGAGGAAGAGGACCUUUUUGACAGCGCCCAUCCGGAGGAGGGUGAUUUAGAUUUGGCCAACGAGUCAACAGCACACGCUCAGUCGAGCAAGGCAGACACCCUGUUAGCGGUAGUGAAAAGGGAGCCCGUGGAGCAGACAGGCGAUGACGAGAGGACGGACUGUGAGCCUGUAGGGCUAGAGAAGCCAAUUGAGCAGAGUAGUAAAGCCUCAGAGCACACGGAAGCCUGUAGCGAGGAGGCCGCGGAAGCGCCCCCGGAAGCCUCAAGCCCGGACCCCGGGGAUAGCAAAGAAGACGUGAAGAAGUUUGCUUUUGAAGCUUGUAAUGAAGUCCCUCCGGCUCCUAAAGAGUCCUCAGCCAGUGAGGGCGCUGAUCAGAAAAUGAGUUCUGUCGAAGAUGACUCGGAUACAAAAAAGCUUUCCAAAGAGGAGAAGGGUCACAGCAGUUGUGGAAGGAAUUUCUGGGUUAGUGGACUUUCUUCUACCACCAGAGCUGCAGAUUUGAAGAAUCUUUUCAGCAAAUACGGGAAGGUGGUGGGCGCCAAAGUUGUGACCAAUGCCCGGAGUCCUGGAGCUCGCUGCUAUGGCUUCGUUACCAUGUCCACAGUGGAAGAGGCCACAAAAUGCAUCAACAACCUGCACAAAACAGAGCUCCAUGGAAAAAUGAUCUCAGUAGAAAAAGUGAUAAAUGAACCUGCUGGGAAGAAAACUUCUGAGAGAAGAGAAGGGGAGGGGAAAAAAGAGAAGUCUAGCAAUGCUGACAGAUCUGCCAAUGUCAAGAGGGAAGAGAAGGCUGACAGAAAAGAUGAUGCUAAAAAGGGUGAAGACGGGAGUGGAGAGAAGAGUGAAGACCAGGAUGAUCAGAAACCUGGCUCUUCAGAGCACUCUCGAGCCACAAAGUCAGGAAGCCGAGGAACUGAGCGGACUGUGGUGAUGGAUAAAUCUAAAGGUGUGCCUGUUAUCAGUGUCAAAACGUUGGGAUCCAAAGAGCGAGUGUCCAAGAGUCAGGAUCGAAAAUCGGGGAGCAUAGAGAAGCAGUCUGUUGGUUCCUUUGAUAAAGUCAAAGAAUCGAAGAAGUCUAGAGAAUCAGAGUCAUGCAGGGUACGAGAGCUCAGUGAUCGAGAGCAGUACACGCAGGCAGAGCUGGAGCGGCAGGAGCAUGAGGAACUGCUAUUCGCCCGUGAGAGGCUGGCCUUCCAGAGACGCCUCCUGGAGAGGGAACGCAUGGAGCGGGAGCGGCUGGAGCGCAAGCGCAUGCGCGUGGAGCUCCUGCGGCGGCGCCAGCAAGAACUACACUAUGAGCAGGAGCAGAGGCCCUAUGACGACGGGCGGCGAGAUGAUGUUUACUGGCCAGAAGCUAAGCGGGUAGCCCUGGAUGAGCGCUACCAUUCUGACUUGGACCACCAGGACCGCUUCCACAACUGUGAUCACAGAGACCAGAGCUGCUACCCUGAUCACUCGGUUGACAGGAGAGAAGGUUCAAGGUCAAUCAUGGAAGAAAGAGAAGAACAGGUAAGUUAG
This is a messenger RNA of Rangifer tarandus platyrhynchus (Svalbard reindeer), 2277 nucleotides long. The record is from the annotation of a GenBank genome assembly. Lineage: Eukaryota; Metazoa; Chordata; Mammalia; Artiodactyla; Cervidae.